Molecule: messenger RNA, 759 nt
Organism: Mangifera indica (mango)
Lineage: Eukaryota; Viridiplantae; Streptophyta; Magnoliopsida; Sapindales; Anacardiaceae
Exons: 1
Coding region: 94-609 (171 amino acids)
Source: RefSeq, a predicted model, not a curated record
GCUUUUGUUUUCCUAUAAGUACGCCCGACCCACCGACGGAAGCCGAAGUAUCUCUGAAAUCUUCGAUAAAUUCAGGCGUUUCUGUCUCUUUCCAUGGCUGCGACGCGAGGCUUUCUCUUUGGGCUCAUAAUUUUCUUGGGAAUUCUCUCUGUUUCAACCACAGCAAGACCUUCCAAGGCUCUAUACAUCUCCUCUUACACUUUCUCCUUCAAUCCCCAGAACCCUAACCUUAACUCCGCUGGAUUCGUUACCGUUUUCACCGAAGUUCGCCAAUUUAACGAUGUUAGAAAGAGGCCCUUAGUCUUUCCCGAUCGUCCGAUUUUCUCCACAGUCGAUGUUGAACCCCAAGUUCAUGGGCCACAGCGCCCCGUUGUACCCUUGGGUUACGAUUUCUCUUCUCUGCGCGAACGCACUAAGGAUAUUUUGAGCGUUGUUCUCGCUUUGCUUUUUGGUGUUGGGUGUGGUGCUCUUACUGCUCUUACGAUGUACUUGGUGUGGACCCUCUUUUCCAGCCGUAAUUCCUUUGAUGAAUUGAAUGAUGCUGAUGAGGAUGAUCUUAGCCCAAAGAAGAUGGGAUACGAGAAGAUUCCAGCUAAGGAAGCAGCGUGAGGUUUUAUUUUAUUGUUAUUACUAUUAAUAUGUGUAUUGGAUUUUCAAUUUAUAAUCUCAACUUGUUAUUGAACAUGUUGUGCUUUGUGGAUUGUAUGUUAUCAACCUUCUAAUGUCUAUUAUCAACUAUUGCUUUCUUGUUUUGGUAUA